AUGCUCAGCACCGUCCGUGCGCGUGUUCUCGCGCGACCUCCAGUUACGCGACCUCGCCAUCUCGCCUCCGUCUCGUCAUCUCCCACUACAUCGUCCAGCCCGUUCCAAGUCUUCGACCGCAAUGCAAAGCAAAUGCAAAGAGACCGUGCCGCGUCGCGCAAAGAGGGAGAGCGGAGCCGGGUGGUAGACUACGUCCGAGAUGAGGUUGCAGAAAUGCUCUUUGAGCGCAUGCAGGACAUCAAAAGGAGAUUCAACACUGUCCUUGAUCUUGGUUCUGGGCCAGGACACUUCUCCAAGUUGCUUGGACCAGAAAACACCCGAAGGGUCGUCAUGAUUGAUUCCAGUGCAAAGACUUUGCACAGAGAUGAUUCAACAGAGUUCGAUCCCGAAGUGGAGGUUCAGCGCAUGCAGGCCGACGAAGAGAGCCUACUUCACGUAGUUCCUCGGGACUCGCAAGAGGCCAUAGUUUCGUGUCUAAGCCUCCACUGGGUCAACGAUCUCCCAGGGAUCCUGGUACAGGUCAAAGAGGCCCUGCAACCAGACGGCGUAUUUCUAGGAGCCCUUUUCGGUGGUGACACAUUGUUUGAGCUUCGAACAUCUCUGCAGUUGGCUGAGGUUGAGCGCGAGGGCGGUAUCUCGCCCCACGUUUCUCCCAUGACGGAUACACGGGAUAUGUCCAACCUGAUGGGGCGCGCUGGUUUCACUCUCCUGACUGUCGAUGUCGACGAGAUUAAGGUAAAUUACCCCUCUAUGUGGGAGUUACUCGAGGACCUGCAAGACAUGGGUGAAAGCAACGCUGUCAUCGGCAGACGACAAGUGAUCCACCGGGAUACGCUGGCUGCUGCAUCCGCCAUCUACAGAGAGGUGCACGCUAAUGAGGACGGCACAAUACCUGCCACAUUCCAGGUGAUUUUCGUGAUUGGUUGGAAGCCUUCUCCCAACCAACCACAGCCAUUAGAGCGUGGCUCGGGCCAGACCAACUUGAAGGAUGUUUUGUAG
Epithele typhae is the source of this 999-nucleotide messenger RNA. RefSeq names its product S-adenosyl-L-methionine-dependent methyltransferase. Bases 1 to 999 code for a protein of 332 amino acids. Gene Ontology annotation, biological process: mitochondrial respiratory chain complex I assembly. NCBI's taxonomy places the organism in Eukaryota, Fungi, Basidiomycota, Agaricomycetes, Polyporales, Epitheliaceae. The record is from RefSeq and is a predicted model, not a curated record. Gene Ontology annotation, cellular component: mitochondrion. The transcript has 9 exons.